AUGGCCGUAGUAGGUAUUAAUAGUAGCAAAUCCCAGAUUAAGAAAAAAUGCGAAAUUUCUGUGGAGGCGCUACAUAGUGCAUAUUCCGUAAAAUUAUCAUGUCUAAUAAUAAACGAAAUUACGGGAAUUCAACCAACCACGGUCAUCGAUGUUAAUCGUUUGAACAUUCCAAAAAAUAUAAUCCUUGCUGAUCCAGAAUUUUACAUACCAGGUCCCAUUGAGUUGCUUAUUGGAGCAAAUCUAUUUUGGAAAUUGAUGCAGGUUGGUCAGAUACGUCUAGGAUCGGAUCAGCCAGUAUUACAGAAAACUUCCUUUGGAUGGAUAAUGUCUGGAAACAUUGCAGAAAAGUCAAAUGUGUCUCACUGCAAUUUGUCGUUGAAUUGUGAUAUUCAGAACCAACUAGGAAAAUUCUGGUUACUAGAAGAAUGCGCGACGAAACCUGCUAUAUCAGAAGAAGAAACGUUAUGCGAGCAACAUUUCGUCGAACAUACGAAACGCGAUGCGGAAACGGGUAGAUUUGUGGUUUCUAUUCCAUUUAAAACGAGUAUAGACGAAUUAGGCGAUUCGGAAGAACAAAAACUUACACUAAAUGUUGACCAUAAGAUUUGA
Molecule: messenger RNA, 609 nt
Organism: Diabrotica virgifera virgifera (western corn rootworm)
Lineage: Eukaryota; Metazoa; Arthropoda; Insecta; Coleoptera; Chrysomelidae
Exons: 2
Coding region: 1-609 (202 amino acids)
Source: RefSeq, a predicted model, not a curated record